Sinocyclocheilus anshuiensis is the source of this 3571-nucleotide messenger RNA. RefSeq names its product A-agglutinin anchorage subunit. The transcript is spliced from 3 exons. The coding region runs from base 76 to 3465 and encodes 1129 amino acids. The record is from RefSeq and is a predicted model, not a curated record. Lineage: Eukaryota; Metazoa; Chordata; Actinopteri; Cypriniformes; Cyprinidae.
GUUCUUGAAGCAGUUCUGGUUUGGUGUAAUAGAGUCUCUUUUCAACAAAGCAGUUUUGUUAAUGUUUUUUCUGUUAUGGGUUGGAAAAGGGUCCACCACUUGGUUAUCAUCUUGAUUUUCUUGAAACAUGCUGUUGGUCAUGAAGGUUCGUUUUCUCAGAAUGCUCACCUUCAAGAGAAUUGGCGUGUCCACAAACGCUCUUCCCCUAGGGUAAUCCAGUCUUCUGUGUUGGAGGCUCCAGUGACUGGAAGCAGUCCUGUUGAAGAAGUGGCCCCUAAUAUGGUUAUUGGGAAAAGCCUGAAUGCCAGCAGGUCUAGGUUUUCCCUUUCACGUCAGUAUGUAAAAGGAGGCUUUUCCAGCAGCUAUGAACCUAUGUCUCGUAAACAAAGUGCACCAAGUGUCUCGGAUAGCAUUUCUUCAGUGCUUAAACUCCAGGGUUCCUCCAGUCCAAAUACCCAGAAUGAAGUCAGCCAGUCUGCUGAUAGACAAGGCUCCUACAGCUGGUCUUCUCUCUUUUCUCUGGAUGGCUCUGGACCGCAAGGAGUUUCUGCUCAACUUGCUUCCACACCUGUACGCGGUGGUAGUUCCAGUGGCUUGUCCAUCCUGUCUCCAAGCUCCUCUAGUCAGUCUACCCCUGACUCUUUGUCAAAGCUUAGUUUCUCACCUUUUGAUGUUUCUGGCCUGCCCGCCAGUAAUCAAAGUCCCUCAAACAUGUUUACAGCAAGCUCUCAGAGCAGCUCUGGCCUUCAGUUGGGAGGAACCUCUAGUCUGCUUUCUAAACCGAGUAGCUCUUCCUCAAGAUCCUCAGGAAGUUCCCGCCGUGUUUUUACUGUUACUUAUCAGGGCAGCGCUGGGCCACAACUGGCAGGAGGUUCCAGCCAGCUUGUUUCUACAAGUGGUUUGCUCACCCAGCCUCCAAGUGCUGAAAGCCAGAAUACCUCUGGAUCCUCCUAUGUCAAGCUUGCUGCUUCACCCCUAGGUUUUAGUCAGGUUACCAGUGGUCCAAGCUCUUCCAGGCAGUAUACAUUAAGCUCCCAGAGCAGGGUUGGUACUGAGCUGGCAGCUUCCCAUCAAUAUGUACCAGGACCGGGAAGUAGUUAUGGUUUGUCUGUCCAGCCUCAAGGCACCGCUAGCCAGUAUGCUUCAGCUUUUUCCUUGGGUGCAAAACUUCCCAUGUCCAGCCAGUACUAUCAAGCAACUCGGAGUGGUUCUCUCUCUCCAAGCCAGUCAUCUCUGGGGUGGCAGCCUUCAGUCACUAGGACCCAGGGUUUUCAAGCCUCUAGUACAGCAGUGUCACAAGGAUCUGGUACAUCACAGAGCAGCUCUUGGUUUCCCAGUAGGCUCUCUUCACUGUCCUCUGCAGGAGGUUACAUCAGCUCUUCUGUGCAAUCUCAAGGUACCUCUAGCCAGAAUGCCCCGGUUCCUUUGGGUGCAAAUGUGCCUGUGUACAGUCAAGCUGCUCCAAGUGGAUCCUCGUUGUUUAUGAGCCAGCCAUCUCAGUUGCAUCCUCCUGCCUCUAGAUCACAAAGUUUCCAGACCUCUGGUACAGUUGCAUUACAGAGUGGCUCUCUGUCUCAAAGCAUUAAGACUCCCAGUAGGUUCUCUAUCUCGGCAGUAAGCCCUGGCCAACUUGCCUCCACACAAGGAAGUGGCAGAUAUGAUGGCUUGUUUGGCCUGUCUCAAAGUGCCUCAACUCGGUAUAGCCCUGGGUCCCCUGUAUAUGCCAAACGUGGUUCCUCCCUGCUGGACGUUUCUAGCCAAUCUUCCAGUGGUCCGGGCUCCUACAGAAAGUACACCUCAAGUUCCCAGAGCAGGGCUGGCACUCAGCUGGCAGGCUCUAGUCCUUAUGUGCCUGUACAGACAGGAAGCACCUCUACUGAUGACUCAAAUCUGCGGCUGCAAGGUACCUCUAGCCAGUAUACCCCUUUGAAUGCAAAAGUGUAUAGUCAGGCUGCUGCAAGUGGACCCUUGUCUCCGAGCCAACCAUCUCAAUGGCAGACUUCCUCUAAAUGGUUGCAAGGUUUUCAGACCUCUGGUACAGUUGCAUUACAGAGUGGCUCUCCAUCUCAAGGCUCCAAGGCUCCCAGUAAGUUCUCUACCCUUACCUCUGCAGCAAGUCCUGGCCAAUUUGUCUCCACACAAGAAGGAAAUGGCAGAUAUAGUGGUUUGUCCAGCCUGUCUCCAAGUACCUCAAGUCUGUAUAGCCCUGGGUCCCCUGUAUAUGCCAAACGUGGUUCCUCCGUGCUGGAUGUUUCUAGCCAAUCUUCCAGUGGUCCGAUCUCCUACAGAAAGUACACCUCAAGUUCCCAGAGCAGGGCUGGCACUCAGCUGGCAGGCUCUAGUCCUUAUGUGCCUGUACAGACAGGAAGCACCUCUACUGAUGACUCAAAUCUGCGGCUGCAAGGUACCUCUAGCCAGUAUACCCCUUUGAAUGCAAAAGUGUAUAGUCAGGCUGCUGCAAGUGGACCCUUGUCUCCGAGCCAACCAUCUCAAUGGCAGACUUCCUCUAAAUGGUUGCAAGGUUUUCAGACCUCUGGUACAGUUGCAUUACAGAGUGGCUCUCCAUCUCAAGGCUCCAAGGCUCCCAGUAAGUUCUCUACCCUUACCUCUGCAGCAAGUCCUGGCCAAUUUGUCUCCACUCAAGAAGGAAGUGGCAGAUAUAGUGGCUUGUCCAGCCUGUCUCAAAGUACCUCAAGUCAGUAUAGCUCUGGGUCCCCUGCAUAUGCUAAGCGUGGUUCCUCCCUAGAUUUUUCUAGCCAAUCUAUAAGUGAUCCAAGCUCUUCUGGCCUGUAUGCAUCAAGCUCCCAGAGUAUGGCUGGAACUCAGCUGGCAGGUUCUAGUAGUUAUGUGCCUGCUCAGACCGGAACCACCUUCACUGGAGCAUCUUUCCAGGUUCAAGGUACCUCUAACCAGUAUGCCCCUUCUGUGUCCAGUCAAUACACUCGGGCUUCUCCAAGUGAAUCAUCGGUUGGCUCGGAGGCAUAUCGAAAACGGCAGCCUUCAGCCUCAACUUUGAGCCAAUGGUUUCAGGCCUCUGGCACAGCUGUACCCCAGAGCAGCUCUUUCCCUCAAAGCUCUCAGACUUCCAGUGGAUCUUCCUUCCUGCCAGCCCUGAGCCCUUCUGUGGCCCAGAGUUCUGUCUCUAGUUCUCGGAGGACAUUAAGCUUCUUUGGUACAGGACUCGGACCCUCUAAGCUCUCAGCUCAGGCUGCUUCUGGCUCCACAAUCAGCCAAAUAUCUCCUGGUCUGUCUGCUUCAGUUAAUCAACCCCCAAACUCCAUGACUUCAUCUCUAGGCUCAAGUGUCCAAGGAGCUUUACAAGGUAUAUUCUCUGGUCAGUCCAGUGACUCAACAUCACUUAUCUCAAGUAGCUAUGGUUCCACCUAUGACCAAAAAGCUACUGGCUUUUUCAGACCUUCCCAGAGCUCCUCUGCUACAGGACGAUACUCAUCUGUCAAGGGCUAAGGGACUGCCAUGUGCUCUGGUUCCGUAGACAAAUGUCAGCGCUAUAUGGUAGAAGUAUGUGCUUUUAUAGUGUAAUUUUGCAGCAAUAAAUUGCGUUUAAUGGAAA